AUGGGUGAAACACGCGUUUGUGCUCAAGUGUUCGUCUACGCGGCGUUCGUCAUUAUCGCCGUGGUUUUGGUAAACCACGUUAAAACAAGCUGCCCAGGUCCGUUGAAAUAUUACGAGGAUUUGGGAUGCACGCCGGUGUACAAAAAUAAUAGUCGGUGCGCGACGAGAUACGACUGCGAUCACGUGUACGCGAGAUCCAGAUUAAAGUGUUACAUCAACGGUCACGAUUACGCGAUCAACCGCGCGCUUCGGCAGCAAGACGCUAAUCAUUGUGAAGAGUUAUGCGUUUGCAAACGCGGAUAUGCAAAUGACGAUAUCCCUGCAUUUGAUUGCAUUGACAUUAAAUCCCUAUGUCCGAAGAAACGCGUAAAACAUGGCUGCUAUCUAAGUCAUGACCUGUCAACAUGUUGCGGAGAUCCAAAGGAAAUUUGUCCUGGACCUAUGAAAGAGAGACAUGUGUGUAUUGUAGACACUAAAGUCUACAUGGAUGGUGAAUAUUUCCCUGCGAAGGAAGAUCCUCGGCUCACUUGUGUUUGCAAACCAGGGUACGAAGGCAAGAACGUUCCGCCCUUCUGUGUCAGAGGUAAUCAUUCAGUCUGCGACAAUCCUGCAUUCAGUCACAAGAAUUAUUUUCCUGUUUCGUGGACGUGA
Vollenhovia emeryi is the source of this 651-nucleotide messenger RNA. RefSeq lists its product as uncharacterized. The record is from RefSeq and is a predicted model, not a curated record. The transcript is spliced from 6 exons. NCBI's taxonomy places the organism in Eukaryota, Metazoa, Arthropoda, Insecta, Hymenoptera, Formicidae. The coding region runs from base 1 to 651 and encodes 216 amino acids.